This is a messenger RNA of Blumeria graminis f. sp. triticale, 2874 nucleotides long. The record is from the annotation of a GenBank genome assembly. Lineage: Eukaryota; Fungi; Ascomycota; Leotiomycetes; Helotiales; Erysiphaceae.
AUGUUCCAAGUCCAUCGCUUUGGCUUUUUAGCCAUUGCUUUGAUAUUUCAUUUGGUCUACAUUUACUCGAUUUUUGACAUCUAUUUUGUCAGUCCUAUUGUUUCUGGAAUGCAACGAUAUGGAGUCCCAAGACCUGUAGGAAGCGAAGCUCCUGCCAAAAGAUUAAUUUUAUUCGUCGCCGACGGUCUUCGUGCCGAUAAAGCUUUUCAGUCAUUUCCGAAUCCAUUUCCAAAGAAUGAAGACGACCUCUUACCUCGUCCUCUUGCGCCUUUCUUGCGAUCGCGUGUACUUGAGCAUGGAACAUUUGGGGUAUCUCACACUAGAGUUCCCACUGAGUCUAGACCAGGACAUGUCGCGCUUAUCGCAGGUCUCUACGAAGAUGUAUCUGCUGUGACAACAGGAUGGAAGCUAAAUCCAGUGAACUUUGACAGUGUAUUCAACAGGAGCCGGCAUACCUGGAGCUGGGGAAGCCCUGAUAUUCUCCCAAUGUUUCAGCUAGGUGCCACACCUGGCCGUGUAGAUGCCUUCACAUACUCAGCAGAGAAUGAAGAUUCUUCGCAGGAUGCAUCCAAGCUAGAUUUAUGGGUCUUUGAUCAUGUUAAAGAUUUUUUUUCGGAAGCUUCCAAGAACGCGACCCUUAACGCAGAAUUACGACAAGACAAGAUAGUCUUCUUUCUACACUUGCUAGGUCUUGAUACAAAUGGGCAUGCAUUCAGACCAUACUCUAAGGAGUACCUGCACAACAUUCAAUUAGUUGACGAAGGCAUAAAAAAUAUCUCACAGUUAGUUGAAGAUUUUUAUGGAGACAAUAAGACUGCAUUUGUAUUCACUUCUGACCAUGGAAUGAGCGAUUGGGGAAGUCAUGGAGAUGGUCACCCAGAUAAUACUAGGACCCCUCUAAUUACUUGGGGCUCAGGGAUUGCAAAACCUAAUAAAACAGAAGGCAAAAUCGCUCCUGGACAUGACGAAUUCUCUUUAGAUUGGUCUAUGAACGAUGUUCAGAGGCACGAUGUAUCUCAAGCUGACAUUGCAGCAUUAAUGGCUUACCUGGCUGGACUUGACUUCCCUGUGAACUCGGUUGGCAAGUUACCGCUCGGAUUUCUAUCUGGAGACAAUGCCUCAAAGUCAGAAGCUUUUCUUGCUAAUGCCCGGGGUAUCCUAGAGAUGUACCAAGUCAAAGAGGAACAGAAGAAAAAUACGGAGUUCAAGUUUCGAAAAUUUAAAGCACUUGGAGAUGCAAACUACUCCACAGACCAGAGGUUUCUUAAUAUUAGAAAUCUCAUUGACCAAGGCAAAUAUGAAGAGGCCAUCAUAGAGACAAGUGAUAUUUUUGAAAUUGGUCUAGAAGGUCUUCGAUACCUUCAGACGUACGAUUGGCUUUUUUUACGUGCGCUCAUUACGACCGGAUAUCUUGGAUGGAUCGCAUUCGCUUUGACAACUACAAUCGAUUUACACGUUCUGGAACACAAAUCCAAAGCUUCUCGCUCAUUUGGUGGCAUAUUAUUUUUUUCAUCUGUAUUGGUGAUUCAAUAUGCCUCAUUCAUAGUUUCAAAAUCGCCAUCGACUUACUAUGCAUACUCACUUUUUCCAGUUAUCUUCUGGGAAGAAGUUUUUGCGCGAAGACAUACACUGGCCCGAGGUUGGAAGGUUUUACUAGAAACAAAUGACAGCACCAGCGGUAUAUUUAUAUUUAUUUUUAAAGUAAUUUCUGGAAUAGUCCUCUUCGAGCUACUUGCACUUGGAUAUACGCACAGAGAAGUUUUUUCUUUCUUAUAUCUAUGCGCAGCUUUUUGGCCGACAUCGUAUGGACUUAAUUUCAUCAUUGAUAAUAAAGAGGUAGUUGCAACUUGGGUGAUUAGUUGUUUAAUGAUGAGUACUUUUACUCUAUUUCCGGCGAUUAAAGUUGAGGACGUAAAUCUUAUAAUAUCUGGCGGACUGCUGAUGAUAGCUAUUGGCAUUAUUUAUCUUAUAUUUGAAAAUAGAAUUCUUACAAAAUCAAACCUGAAUGAAGAUAAACUAUUAUCCUCAAAAAUCCUUCUUUCUAGAUCAUUAAUUGGAGUUCAGCAGAUUGGUUUUAUAAUUCUCGCCAUAUUCAUUACAUACUUCAAUAUUUUAUCUUUAAAAGCCAAGUCUGGACUUCGAAAGGGAAACCAGAUAGUUGGAUGGAUAACGCUAGUUUUGCCACUCAUCAUGCCACUCAUGCACCGGCUAAGGCCAAACAAACACUACUUACACCGAUUGAUGGUCAUUUUUUUAACUUUUUCCCCCACAUUCGUUAUCCUCACAAUAUCCUAUGAGGGACUUUUCUAUGUUGGAUUCUGCGUCACACUAGUAACAUGGGUUCGCAUCGAACACAUUUUACACAUCAUGAAUUCUAAAGUAACUUCCAACACCGAGGCUGUAGAUGCACUGCUUCGUCCUUCGAUCAAACCUUAUCGAUCACUAACGCUGGCUGAUACUCGAGUAUCCAUUUUCUUUCUCACACUUCUUCAAUCCGCAUUCUUUAGUACGGGUAACGUGGCUUCAAUAUCUGCAUUCAGCCUCGAUAGUGUUUACAGGCUAAUUCCGAUAUUCGAUCCGUUUUCACAGGGGGCUCUCCUCAUGUUUAAACUCAUGAUUCCUUUUGCCCUUAUUUCUGCCAAUCUCGGAAUUCUAAACAGAAAAUUGGGAGUUGCCCCAUCAGCACUUUUCAUGCUUGUUAUGGCUAUAAGUGACUUUCUCACUCUUCACUUCUUCUGGGUCGUGAAAGAUGAAGGAUCUUGGCUCGAAAUAGGGACCACAAUUAGUCAUUUUUGUAUUGCUAGCUUGCUUAGCAUAUUUGUAGCCGUUCUUGAGAGCCUUAGUGGCUUGUUAGUAGGUGAUGUUGAGGUCUAA